CCCACCCGGCCCCGCCCGCUGCCCAUCACCGCCGCGGGGCGCUGCUCGCACGUGGGGAGCGGUUAAACCGGAGCGGGGCGAAGGGGGACGGUGCGGGGCUGCCGGUGGCCAUGGAUGAACAGAAGGCGGUGAUAAAGGACACGGACAUGGGGGAGGAGAUGCAGCAGCAGGCUGUGCAGUGUGCCGUUUUGGCCAUAGAGAAGUACAGCGUUGAAAGAGAAAUCGCUGCCCUUAUAAAGAGGGAGUUUGAGAAGAUGUACAGCCCCACUUGGCACUGCGUCGUAGGAAGGAAGUUUGGCAGCUACGUGUCUCACGAGACCAAGCACUUCAUUUUCUUCCUGGUGCGUGGCCUCAACGUGCUCCUGUUCAAGGCUGGGUAGCGGCCACUGCUGGGAGCUGCGGUGCUGUGCA
Messenger RNA from Phasianus colchicus (ring-necked pheasant), 411 nucleotides. Its product is annotated as dynein light chain 2, cytoplasmic-like. Gene Ontology annotation, biological process: intraciliary retrograde transport; motile cilium assembly. NCBI's taxonomy places the organism in Eukaryota, Metazoa, Chordata, Aves, Galliformes, Phasianidae. Gene Ontology annotation, molecular function: dynein intermediate chain binding. The record is from RefSeq and is a predicted model, not a curated record. Gene Ontology annotation, cellular component: cytoplasmic dynein complex.